AUGGAGGCGCUGCGGCGGCCGGCGCUGCCCGAGGACGCGGUGCGCUCCCGCCUGUUCGCGGCGGCGGCGGGCCCGGGCGGCGAGGCGCUGCUGCGGCGCUGCGCUGAGCUGGCCCUGGUGCGCUUGGCCCCGCUCCUGGCCGCCUGCGUGUGGCAGCGGCAGCCGUUCCGCCUGCGCUACGUGCCGGGCCGCGGUGAGCCGGGAGCGGGCCGGGAGGCGCGGCGGGAGGAGCGCCCGGAGCGGAGGGACUGGGAGGGGCACCCGGCGGCCGGGAACCGGGAGCCACUGGUGCAGCAGCAGUUUGUUCCAGACAGACGCAGUGGAUACACCCUGCCCGCCCCAGCUCAUCCUCAGUACGGAGCCUGCGAGCUGGGCAUGAAGCUGGCUCAUGGCUUUGAAAUGUUGUGCUCCAAGAGCAGUAAAGUGGCUCCUGAUGCCAAGAGAAACGUGUUAAGCGGUCCUCUGUGGGAGAGAUUCCUCAGGAGCUUGAAGGAGAAGGAUUAUUUCAAGGGAGAAAUGGAAGGAUCAGCCAAGUACCUGGAACUGUUGCACAUGGCAGAAGAUCACUUCCAGCAAUCUGUUGCAGUGCCAGAAAGCUGUGAUGAAGUGAGCCCAGGUGAUGAAAUCCUGACACUACUACAGACAACCCCCAUUGAUGUGAAGGAAUUGGAGAGAGAAGCAGCUUGUCUUCCUGCAGAGGAUGAUGACAGCUGGCUGGAUAUUACACCAGGUGCUCUGGAUCAGAUGCUGAGGGAGACAAGAAAUGAGUCCCUUCCUUCCCCAAAUGAGGAGGAGCAAAAGUAUGACUUGGAAACAGUUGCUGAGAGCAUGAAGGCUUUUGUGUCCAAAGUCUCCACGCAGGAAGGAGCAGAAAUGCCAUGGUCAUCUGAUGAAUCCCAUGUUACCUUUGAUGUGGAUUCUUUUACAAAAGCCCUGGACAGAAUUUUAGGGGCAGACUCAGAGGAGCUGGAUUGUGAUGAUGUGGAUGAAGAGGAGGAGUUUGCUUUCUCAGCUGAGGAUGAUGAGGAGCUGGAUGCUGGGAAUGGAAGGCAGGAGCAGAAGGUGUCUCCUGAGGAGCUCGUGGGCAGUCUCAAGGCGUACAUGAAGGAGAUGGACCGUGAGCUGGCACAGAGCAACGUUGGGAAAAGUUUCAGCAGCCACAAGAGAGGGGCAAGUUCUGUUGGAGCAGCCCCAUGUGAGAGUGCUGGCCCUGAUUGUGGAGCUGAGGCUGCUGAGCUGGCAGCCCUGGCUGUGGACAUGAACCUGGUGGCAAAGCUGCUCGAGUCCCACAGUGCCCAGGCUGGCCUGGCAGGACCCAGCUGGAAUUUACAGAGCCUGGGGGUGAAUUUACCUGAGAGCACAGAGCUCACUGGCAGCUGAGCAAGGCAGGGAGAGCCUUUGCACAAGACAUGGCUGCUGGGGAGAUGGAGCACAGACACACAAGCAGGAUGUGGGAGAAGAGGCCAAAGCAGUUCAGGGAGAGCACUGGCAGGUUGGACAGGGAUUAGAGAUGGACAGCAAGAGCUGGGAAGUGUGAAGAAGG
Messenger RNA from Melozone crissalis (California towhee), 1543 nucleotides. RefSeq names its product protein ecdysoneless homolog. NCBI's taxonomy places the organism in Eukaryota, Metazoa, Chordata, Aves, Passeriformes, Passerellidae. The record is from RefSeq and is a predicted model, not a curated record. Gene Ontology annotation, cellular component: nucleus.